This is a messenger RNA of Carlito syrichta (Philippine tarsier), 5627 nucleotides long. RefSeq names its product sorbin and SH3 domain containing 1 (gene SORBS1). Gene Ontology annotation, biological process: cell-substrate adhesion. The record is from RefSeq and is a predicted model, not a curated record. Bases 211 to 5145 code for a protein of 1644 amino acids. The transcript is spliced from 31 exons. Lineage: Eukaryota; Metazoa; Chordata; Mammalia; Primates; Tarsiidae. Gene Ontology annotation, cellular component: cytoplasm; nucleus; cell-substrate junction. Gene Ontology annotation, molecular function: protein binding.
AAAACAGAGCGGGGCCGACUGCAGCGUGUCGUGCGCGCGGGGCAGGACGCGCCGCCGGCCGCCCGGCGACCCGCAAGGAGUCACGUCCAUUGGAAGAGUUUGUGAAACCCUCUCUCCGUCCAGAGCUCCAGGACCAAUGUGUCCUCCCACUACCGGAAAUCACUGAACAGUUGAGAGCCCCAGUUGUGGAAGACUCAUCCUGCCUCCACCAUGAGCUCUGAAUGGGACGUUGGCGCCUCCAAGGCUGUGGUGAACGGCUUGGCACCUGGCAGCGAUGGGCAAGACAAAGACAUGGAUCCUACAAAAAUCUGCACCGGGAAGGGAGCGGUGACUCUCCGGGCCUCAUCUUCCUGCAAGGAACUCUCAAGCAGUAGCCCUGCGAGCCCUCAGGAAACCCCGCAACACGAAAGCAAACCAGGUCUGGAGCCAGAGACUUCCUCCACAGAUGAGUGGAGACUUUCUUCCAGUGCUGAUGCCAAUGGGAAUGCCCAGCCCUCUUCGCUCGCUGCCAAGGGCUACCGAAGUGUACAUCCCAACCUUCCUUCCGACAAGCCCCAGGGUUCCAGCCCUCUGCUAAAUGAAGAUUCUUCUUCCCGUGCUGAAACUGACUCCCAAGCCUUUACACCAGCUAGCAAGCCAUCAUCCGCCUACCCGUCCACAACGAUUGUCAAUCCCACUAUUGUGCUCUUACAACACAAUCGAGAACAGCAAAAGCGACUCAAUAGCCUUUCAGAUUCUGUCUCAGAAAGAAGGGUGGGAGAGCAGGACUCAGCACCACCCCAGGAAAAGCCCACCUCGCCCAGCAGGGCUCCUGAGAAGAGGCUGAAGAGUGACAGCCGGCGGGUAGUCAAGAGCGCUCAAGACCUGAGCAAUGUUUCCAUGGAUGAAGUGGGCAUCCCACUCCGGAACACCGAGAGAUCAAAAGACUGGUACAAGACUAUGUUUAAACAGAUCCACAAACUGAACAGAGACACUCCUGAAGAAAACCCUUAUUUCCCUACGUACAAAUUCCCUGAACUUCCUGAAAUCCAGCAAACUUCUGAAGAUGAUGACUCCGAUCUGUACUCUCCCCGAUACUCCUUUUCUGAAGACACAAAAUCUCCGCUUUCUGUGCCUCGCUCAAAAAGUGAGAUGAGCUACAUUGACAGUGAGAAGGUCGUUAAAAGAUCCGCCACGCUGCCCCUCCCGGCCCGCUCAUCCUCACUGAAAUCAAGCCCGGAAAGAAACGACUGGGAACCCCCAGAUAAGAAAGUAGAUACGAGAAAAUACCGUGCAGAGCCCAAAAGCAUUUACGAAUAUCAGCCGGGCAAGUCUUCCGUUCUGACCAACGAAAAGAUGAGUCGGGAUAUAAGCCCAGAAGAGAUAGAUUUAAAGAAUGAACCUUGGUAUAAAUUCUUUUCGGAAUUGGAGUUUGGGAAACCGACUAACCUAAACAAAGACCUCGACCUCUGCCAGACAGAGUUAGAGGCAGAUUUAGAAAAAGUGGAGACGCUUAAUAAAGCACCCAGUGCAGACGUGCCACAGAGCUCAGCCAUCAGCCCCACUCCAGAAAGUUCUUCAGAGCCUCCUGGAUAUAUAUAUUCUUCCAACUUCCACGCAGUGAAGAGGGAAUCAGAAGGGGCUCCUGGGGAACUCGCUAGCUUGGAGAAUGAGAGGCAGAUUUAUAAAAGUGUCUUAGAAGGUGGCGACAUCCCUCUUCAGGGCCUGAGUGGGCUCAAGCGACCGUCCAGCUCUGCUUCUACGAAAGUGGAUCGUAAAGGUGGGAAUGCUCACAUGAUUUCUUCAUCUUCAGUUCAUAGCCGAACGUUUAACACUAGCCAUGCGUUAGGCCCCGUGUGUAAGCACAAGAAGCCCCUGUCCGCCGCGAAAGCCUGCAUUUCGGAAAUCCUUCCUUCCAAAUUCAAACCCAGGCUCUCUGCUCCCAGCGCCCUUCUGCAGGAACAGAAGAGUGUGCUGUUGCCCUCAGAGAAGGCUCAGAGCUGCGAGAACCUCUGUGUUGCUUUGAACGAUUCCAAAAGAGGCCUCCCCCUCCAGGUGGGGGGCAGCAUCGAGAACCUUCUCAUGCGCUCCCGGCGGGACUGCGACAGCAAGUCCAGCAGCACCAUGAGCCUGCAGGAGUACAGCACCAGCGCCAGGAGGCCCUGCCCCCUCUCGAGAAAGGCCGGGAUGCAAUUCACCAUGUUCUACCGGGACAUGCACCAGAUCAACCGAGCCGGCCUCUUCCUGGGCUCCAUCUCCUCCUCCAGCGUCCGGGAUCUCGCCUCCCACUUUGAGAGGAGCGGCCUGGCCUUGGCCAGGGGCGAGCUGGGCCCCAGCCAGGAGGGCUCGGACCACAUCCCCAAGCACACCGUGUCCUCCCGCAUCACCGCCUUCGAGCAGCUGAUUCAGCGAUCCCGGUCCAUGCCGUCCCUGGACCUGUCCGGCCGGCUGAGCAAGUCCCCCACGCCUGUGCUGUCCCGGGGUGUCCUGACCUCAGCCCGCUCGGCCGAGUCCCUCCUGGAGUCCACCAAGCUCCGUCCCAAGGAGCUGGACGGGCUGAGCUCCGGUGAGGUCUAUGCCUCCCCGACGUGUAGCAACAUGGCGGACCACAGCUUGGGCUUCAGGGGCCUGGGGCCUUCUGAGCCCCUCUCCACCUGCUCCGACGAGCUGGACCACUGUUCCAGCGUCUCCAACGACAGCAGAGAGGGCAGCGGUGGCAGCGUGCACGGAGACUUCCCCAAACAUCGCCUCAACAAGUGCAAGGGCACCUGCCCGGCCUCAUAUACCCGCUUCACCACCAUCCGGAAGCACGAGCAGCAGCAGACCCCCCGCCAGUCCGACUGGCGCCUGGACUCCAGAGGGGACAAGAGCGCGCUCCUCAGGAAUAUCUACCUGAUGAGCCCCCUCCCCUUUCGGUUGAAAAAGCCCCUCCAGCACCACCCCAGGCAGCCUUGCCCUGGGGAUCCCUCAGGCCUCCCACCAGGCCCAAAGCCAGACCUCCCCCGCGUGUCCCCUCAAGACCAGCCCCCCUCCGGGGGGAAGCCCGCGGUCCCCGCACGCCUGUCGUCCCGACACACCAUGGCCAGGCUUAGCCGUAGCUCAGAGCACCCUCAGGAGAGACCCGCAGCCCCGGAGGCCUGCCCCGGGGCCAUUAAUAAUGGGAAUUCCAUGUCACACUCAGACCACGGCCUGGACGGGAACAACAACCCGCAAAGUGAACUGGCACCGUCCCACGGAGAUUCAGAAUCACCAAGACAUUUUAUACCGGCCGAUUACUUGGAAUCCACAGAAGAAUUUAUUCGAAGGCGCCAUGAUGAUAAAGAGAAACUUUUAGCGGACCAGAGACGGCUUAAGCGUGAGCAAGAAGAGGCCGAUAUUGCAGCGCGACGCCACACGGGCGUCAUCCCGACGCACCAUCAGUUUAUCACUAAUGAGCGCUUUGGGGACCUCCUCAAUAUAGACGAUACCGCGAAAAGGAAAUCUGGGUCAGAGAUGAGACCUGCCAGAGCCAAAUAUGACUUUAAAGCUCAGACACUAAAGGAGCUUCCUCUGCAGAAAGGAGACAUUGUUUACAUUUAUAAGCAGAUUGACCAGAACUGGUACGAAGGAGAGCACCACGGCCGCGUGGGAAUCUUCCCACGCACCUACAUCGAGCUCCUUCCUCCUGCUGAGAAGGCUCAGCCCAAAAAGUUGGCGCCAGUGCAGGUUCUGGAAUAUGGAGAGGCUACUGCUAAGUUUAACUUUAAUGGCGACACACAAGUAGAGAUGUCCUUCAGAAAGGGUGAGAGGAUUGCGCUGCUCCGGCAGGUGGAUGAAAACUGGUAUGAAGGGAGAAUCCCAGGCACGUCCCGACAAGGCAUCUUCCCCAUCACCUACGUGGAUGUGAUCAAACGGCCACUAGUGAAAAACCCCGUGGAUUACAUCGACCUCCCUUUCUCCUCAUCCCCAAGUCGGAGUGCCACUGCGAGCCCACAGUUUCCUAGUCAUAGCAAGCUCAUCAUGCCAGUCCACUCAUCCCUGCCCCACGCCCGCCGAGCCCUGUCCCCCGAGAUGCACGCUGUCACCAACGAGUGGAUCUCACUGACCGUAGGGGUCCCAGGCAGGCGUUCUCUGGCCCUGACCCCACCCUUACCUCCUCUACCGGAGGCGUCUAUCUACAACACGGACCACCUGGCCUUGACAUCGAGGGCCAGCCCCUCCCUGGCCCUCAGCUUCCCACGUUCAGGUUGGUCAGAUCAUCCCAGUCCACAAUCAGUAGCUUCCCCGCUGGCCCUACCUGCCCCGCACAAAGCCUACUCCCUGGCACCCAGUGCCCAAGCCCCGCUUCACAUCAAUGGAGACAGUGGCCUCCACGCUCUGCCUGCAGGCAGCUGCCCAGAUAGCUUCUCCCAGCCGCUGCCCGGGAGCUCUGAUAGCGUCAUCUUGGAGCUUAGCGAUGCCUUUAGCACCCAGAGCAAGAGGCAAUCGUGGCGAGAAGAGAACGGACAAUAUGAGAGGAAAGCGGACAGGGAGGCAGGUGGACCCAAGAUCUCUAAGAAGAGCUGCUUGAAGCCUUCAGACGUGGUCAGGUGCCUGAGUACUGAACAGAGACCCUCAGAUCUCAACACCCCUGACGAGAACCGGCCCGCCAAGCCCCUGGGUAGCCCUUUUCCAGGAAGGGAGGCUGAGCACACAGAGCGGCCUAGAGGUGACGAGCAGGCUGAGAGGAAAACUGCUCAGAGAGGUGGGAGCCAGCUUUCUCAUCAUUCAUUGAGCGCAGGACCUGAUCUCACAGAAUCUGAAAAGAGCUAUGUGGAAGCGGUUUGCAAUGAGAUCAUAAACGUUGCCGAAAAGUCUGUUCAUUACUGCAGCACUGUUUCUCAUCCCCUUGACUUUCAUCACAAGGUAUCCCCUUCUGACAAUAAAUCAUCUUCCAUCAUUUCUCAGCAACCUCAAGCCCAGCAGCGAAGAGUCACUCCAGACAGGAGUCAAACCUCACAAGAUUUAUUUAGCUACCAAGCAUUAUAUAGCUAUAUUCCACAAAACGAUGAUGAGUUGGAGCUCCGUGAUGGUGAUAUCGUUGACGUCAUGGAAAAGUGUGACGAUGGAUGGUUUGUUGGCACUUCAAGAAGGACAAGGCAGUUUGGUACUUUUCCAGGCAACUAUGUAAAACCUUUGUAUCUAUAAGAAGACUGAAAAGCCACCGAGAUUGUUUUUAUUGGAAGAUGAAGCAUAAUUCAUGAACCGAUCUCUUUAGUUGAGUCAGUAGGAAAAUUAACGCAGUGGAUACAGCAAGAAGCAAAAACAGAGGGACAGAGAAGUGUGCUGAAAGCCCAAGCCUGUCUAAGGUUACUGCGUAUCGGACAGGGCCGAACGUGUGCUGAGCAAAAGGAACUGAGGCAAAUCGUAUUUACUUAGCUGCUUCUGGGAGCCACUCCAGCCUUCUCCUUCCUUCCACCUCUGGGUAAUCUGACCUGGAGCAUAGGCCAAGAGCAGAGUUAGCCAGAAACGCCGCCUGUGGCCUGGCCUUUACCAGUCCCUUUCUUAAAGGGGUCACUGAGCCUGGGCAACCCUCGGGGUGCCAGGCAGGUCCCUAGCCAUUGUCUAGAGGCUCCACCAACACCCAGCUUCCCUGGAGCCAGCUGGUCACCCCCACCCAAUACCUCCCC